Acanthocheilonema viteae is the source of this 648-nucleotide messenger RNA. The record is from the annotation of a GenBank genome assembly. NCBI's taxonomy places the organism in Eukaryota, Metazoa, Nematoda, Chromadorea, Rhabditida, Onchocercidae.
AUGUGGAUAUUUCUAUACUUGUUACAUUAUCCCGUAUUUGAGAUAUUACAUCAAAGUGUGGCAACAAGUGUGUCACGCCCGUGCCGUUUACCUCCUGAAUAUAAUCAAAUGCCAGAUUUUGCAAAGGAAAAAUUGCGAAGUAUCUGUUUUAUUGGAGAGAUAAUAAUGCAAAUGCAUAGGCAAAAUUACAAAUCUGGAAAAAGCUGCGUUGCGGAACAGAUUGCUACUGAUGUUGUCCUUACAGCUGUUAAUAUUUUUCCUGCAAAACAUCAGCAUAAAGAAACAUUUGAACUCCCAGAAUUUUUAAAUGAUGCAAGUAAAGAUAUUAUCAAUAAUUUUACUAAAGUAUGGAACGAUGCAGACAUUCCAUCUGAGGGCUUACGCGAAGAGAUGAUUCAUCUGCUCGCUGUAUCAUUGCUAACUACAAAACAGCUUACUGCUUACAACCAAUAUACGAAAGAACGCCGACGCUGCCAACGACAGUUACUAUUUCAUAUACGGCAAAUGUCUAAUGAAGCACGAAAAGCACUGAAUAUUCUUGCUUACGCGGAGCCUAAUGAGCGAUUUGGGAUUGCCAAAAAUUUCCCACGCAGUAUUCGUCAUGAGCUAAGGAAUUUCGCUAGACGAAGAUCAGAAAAGUGUAUUUGA